UCCACCCAACAGCAAAGGAACUUUAAACCGACUGGUUUCACACGGGAUAAAGCAGCUCUAUAAACCAUCAUGGAUGAGGAUUAUAUUGUUUAUGAUGAAUACACCGCAGGCAACGACACCAACGCCAACGAAAGCAACCUAAGCAAGGAGGGACUCACAAAUUUCCAUAGUCCUCAGUCUACUUGGACUCAUGCUCUGGUGGCAGUCAAUAUCAUCAUAUGUGUUUUGGGGCUUGCGGGAAAUUCCUUAGUGAUUUGGAUUUGUGGCUGGAAAAUGAAAACUACAGUCAUCACCACCUGGUACAUCAGCCUGGCCAUUUCAAACUUUUUGUUCUGUGCCUUUUUGCCUUUUGAAGUCGUCUACAUGAUAACUUCACACUGGCCCUUUGGAGAGGUCUUGUGCAAGCUCGCCUCCUCCACCCUGUUUCUCAACAUGCACAGCAGUGUGUUUUUGUUGGUUCUAAUCACUGCUGACCGCUGUAUCAUGGUCUUAUUUCCUGUGUGGUCGCAUAACCACCGAAAAGUGGGCAAAGCAUUUGGAGCCGUCAUCCUCAUGUGGCUACUCUCUGCACUCCUAACAGCACCCUCACUUAUUUACAGGAAAACCACAGUCCACGGCUCGGUGAUUCAGUGCCAUACAGAACGGCUACCGGCAGUAGCAUUGGCUAGAUUCAUUUGUGGGUUCCUGAUUCCUUUCCUAAUGAUUGUCUUCUGUUGCUUGGUGCUUGGCAUAAAACUGAGAAAUUUGACCCUCAAGUCAACAAAGCCUUAUAAAAUCAUGGCUGCUCUCAUUUUGUCUUUCUUUGUCUUCUGGGUCCCCUACCAUACCUUUGUUCUUCUGGAGUUGGAUUUCCAGAACUACAAUCUGAAAGCAAUUCAAACUGGACUGAAGGUUGGGGUCACCUUGGCCGCUGCAAACAGCAUCAUAUCUCCAGUUCUCUAUGUGUUCAUUGGUAAUGACUUUAAGAAAACCCUAAGGCGGUCUCUGUCAUCAAGGAUCGAGGAGGCACUGGCAGAGGAUAUUCGUACAGGCGGGCUCAAUCACUCAAGGUUCAAAUCAAUGGAAACUGUCCCAAAUUAAGUUGAAGUAUUUAUUAAGGAGUACAUCACAGUGCAUGAACAUGAUUACUGAUCUCACUGACACUGGUGAAAUUACAUGCUGCAGAAUGUUUAAAUGGGUUAUUUUCAGUUGUACUGAUUUUUAUUUUAUGAUGAAAAAUUUAAUUGGUUUUUACACAAUAUCACAUUUAAUGACAAAUUAUCAGAUCGUUGAGACAACCAGCCAUAUUGGUCAAUGCUUUUAAUUCUUAUGUCAUUGAUUUUAAACAAAGCAGACCUUUACUGAGAGGUUAUCUGUGUCUCUGCAUGUGUGAAUGGCUGUCUUGUGUUUCUGAUUAUUUUUGUGUUUGUUUUGAAAUGCAUCUUGUGGGGAUAAAUUACAUUUCUUGGAUGUAAAUAAAUGUUUUAUUUACAAAAUAUUGUAUGUAUUGUUAGCCCUGCGGUAGACUGCCAAACUGUCCUGGGUGUAACCCGCCUGCCGCCCUAUGACAGCUGUGAUAGUCUCCAGCCCCACCGCGACCCUGAAAUGGAUAAGAAGAAAAUGGAUGGAUGGAUGGAUGGAUGGAUGGAUGGGUGGGUGGAUGUACUGCGUUAAGCAAACAGUUGCAUAUAAAUACCAUCAAAAACAACGGACACACUAGUAAAUGUAAUAAAAUGUUGAAAAAAUAUUAUACAUGCUCACAUUUCCUGCAGGAAACCAAACAAACUGUUAUUUUAUUGUCACUUUCUUCUGUAAAAGUUCUCACAUUUCAAAGCACAGUCAAGCAGUACUGCUCUGUAUUACUGUAUUGCUUCUAUUUGCACUUUUAAUAAAUAAAUAUGAAGUCCACUGGUAUUUAUAUUCUUAGGAAAAUGGAAUGUGAAAUUACAGAUGCUUUUUUUAAGGUAAUUUUUUGUUUUUUCAUUUUGUAUGUGUUAUUUUACUUUUUAUUUGAGUUUAUUAUGAUUUUAUUUUAUUUAUUAUUUAUUGAAAAGUAGUGGAAACGUUUACAAGCCAAAAUCAGCUUUCU
Messenger RNA from Archocentrus centrarchus (flier cichlid), 2068 nucleotides. Its product is annotated as chemokine-like receptor 1. Gene Ontology annotation, biological process: positive regulation of cytosolic calcium ion concentration; inflammatory response; phospholipase C-activating G protein-coupled receptor signaling pathway. The record is from RefSeq and is a predicted model, not a curated record. The coding region runs from base 70 to 1080 and encodes 336 amino acids. Gene Ontology annotation, molecular function: complement receptor activity; G protein-coupled receptor activity. Gene Ontology annotation, cellular component: plasma membrane. Lineage: Eukaryota; Metazoa; Chordata; Actinopteri; Cichliformes; Cichlidae. The transcript is spliced from 2 exons.